Molecule: messenger RNA, 2628 nt
Organism: Candida dubliniensis CD36
Lineage: Eukaryota; Fungi; Ascomycota; Pichiomycetes; Serinales; Debaryomycetaceae
Gene: PMT1
Product: dolichyl-phosphate-mannose-protein mannosyltransferase
Exons: 1
Coding region: 1-2628 (875 amino acids)
Biological process (GO): protein O-linked glycosylation via mannose
Cellular component (GO): endoplasmic reticulum; membrane
Molecular function (GO): dolichyl-phosphate-mannose-protein mannosyltransferase activity
Source: RefSeq, a predicted model, not a curated record
AUGGCAAAGAAACCGGUCUCACCCGCUUCUAAAGUUGCAGCAAAACAGGCUGCUGUCAGAAACAGACAACAAGAAGAUGUAUUUACACUUGAUCCAUUGAUAGACCCAAUAUUUCAAAAGGGAGAAUUGCGUUCGUAUUUGGUGACUGAACCUUCCCCUAGUGUUCUUAAAAAAAGACAGAUUCACACCAAGGAAUACUGGAUGCUUUCUAGUUUAUUGAUAAUUGCUUUUUACGUUAGAAUGUAUAACUUGUCCAAUCCAAAUUCCGUUGUUUUCGAUGAAGUCCAUUUCGGUGGUUUUGCUAGAAAAUAUAUUUUGGGUACUUUUUUCAUGGAUGUACAUCCUCCAUUGGCUAAAAUGCUUUUUGGAGCUAUUGGUGCCAUUGGUGGAUUCAAAGGUGAUUUUGAAUUCAAAUCAAUUGGUGACAAGUUCCCUGAUUCCACACCUUAUAUAUUUAUGAGACAAUUCCCGGCAUUAUUGGGUGUGGGAACGGUUAUUUUGUGCUACUUGACUUUGAGACAAUCAGGUGUUAGACCAAUUAUUGCUUAUAUAACUACCUUUUUAUUGAUCAUUGAAAACUCAAAUGUUACUAUUUCAAGAUAUAUUUUGUUAGAUUCUCCUUUGAUCUUCUUUAUUGCUGCUGCUAUUUAUGCUUGGAAGAAAUUUGAAAUUCAAAUUCCAUUUACCUUUGGCUGGUAUAGAAGUUUGUUGGCAACAGGGAUUGCUCUUGGUUUAGCUUUGAGUUCCAAAUGGGUCGGUUUGUUCACUGUGGCCUGGGUUGGUCUCUUGUGUGUCUACCAAUUGUGGUUCCUCAUUGGUGAUUUAUCAGUUAGUACCAAGAAAAUCUGGGGUCAUUUCUUUGCAAGAGGAAUCAUCUUGUUGGGUGUGCCAAUUGCCUUAUAUCUUGGAUUUUUUGCUAUUCAUUUCCAUUUGUUAAGCAAAGAAGGUGAUGGUGGUGCCUUUAUGAGCAGUGCCUUUAGAGCCGGAUUGCAAGGUAAUAAAAUUCCAAGAGAUAUUACCGAACAGGUUGGGUUAGGGUCUAUUGUCACUAUUCGUCAUGUUGAUACUCAAGGUGGAUACUUGCAUUCACAUGAACAUUUCUAUCAGACAGGUUCAAAGCAACAACAAAUUACUUUGUAUCCUCAUUUGGACUCUAACAACAAGUGGUUGAUUGAACCUUACAAUGGCACCAUUCAUAAUGAAACUUUUGUUCCUUUAAUCAACGGUAUGAAAAUUAGAUUGAAGCAUAUUAACACUGGUAGAAGAUUGCAUUCACAUGAUGAAAAACCUCCAGUUAGUGAACGUGACUGGCAGAAGGAAUGUUCAUGUUAUGGGUACGAUGGAUUUGCCGGUGAUGCAAAUGAUGAUUGGGUGGUUGAAAUUGUCAAUUAUAGAUCACAAAAGGGUGAAGCUCAAACAUUUGUCAAGGCCAUCAACACUAUUUUCAGAUUAAGACAUGCCAUGACUGGACACUAUUUAUUUUCUAGUGAAGUGAAAUUGCCAGAAUGGGGAUUUGGUCAACAAGAAGUCACCAGUGCUUCACAAGGUAAACGUUCUUUGACACAUUGGUAUAUUGAAACCAAUGAAAAUAAUAUAUUGCCUCCAUCAGAAGCCAAGAUUAUUAAUUAUCCUAAAUUAUCACUUUGGCAAAAAGUUGUUGAAUCACACAAGAGAAUGUGGAAGAUUAAUCAAGGAUUAACUUCACAUCAUCAUUGGCAAUCUAGUCCUUCUGAAUGGCCAUUAUUGUUGAGAGGUAUCAAUUAUUGGAACAAAGAACACAAACAAGUAUAUUUGUUGGGUAAUGCUGUUACCUGGUGGGCUGCCACUUUGUCAAUUAUCACUUUUGGAACCUAUGUCUUGAUUGCUGUUUUUAGAUGGCAUCUUGGUACACCUUUGUCAUCAAAUAAACAUGUUUUCAAUUUCAAUGUUCAAACUUUCUCAUAUGUUUUAGGAUGGGCAUUACAUUACCUUCCAUUUUUCAUUAUGGGUAGACAAUUGUUUUUACAUCAUUAUUUGCCAGCAUUAUAUUUUGGUAUUUUGGCUUUGGGACACUUUUUCGAAAUUUUCACUGGUUAUUUGACUUCCCGUUCCAAAUAUUUCCAACAAGUGGCAUUUGUAUUGGUGGGAUUGUUUUCCAUUUUGAGUUUAGUGUUUUACGUCAAUUAUUCAUCAUUAAUCUACGGUACUCCUUGGACCAAAGGAAGCUGUGAAUUGACCAAACCAUUUAGUGGUUGGGAUUAUAACUGUGGCACUUUUUUCGAAACUUUAGGUGAAUAUGACAUUCAAGAUAAAUCAUUGGCUUCAGAAUCUGAAAUACCAACAGAAACAGUAGUUGUUGAAGCUAAACAAACUCCUAAAGCUGAACCAAGAUUGGCUAAACAAGAUGAUCAUAUUGAAUCUCCUCCUGCUGCUGCUGCAGAACCUGUUGAAGUCAAAGAAGUCAAAGAAGAAAUUGAACAAUUGGCACCACCAUUAGCUGUUGAUUUUGAAGAAGAAACUCCGAAAGUGGAAGAUCCGCAGGUGGUUGACGUAGAUGCUUCUAGUAACGAUGAAAAAUCUGUUGAAGAAAAGCAACAAGAACAACCACAAGAAGAUGAAGAUGAAUCAGUGCAACAGCGCCAACAAUAG